AUAUAAAAAUCUAAUUCUUAAUUUUUUUGUUUUAAACCAUUUUAAAAAUUAUUUUAAAGAAAAUAAUUAUUUCAUUUAUUCAAUAAUAAAAUGUUUCAUUAUUGGACAGAUAAUGUUCAUACUACAUCAUUCACACCUCGAGAUUUUCAAGUUGAAUUACUAGCUUCUGCUUUAGAAAAGAAUAUCAUUGUUUGUAUAGGACAGAAAUCUUCAAAAGAAUUUAUCGCACUUAAAUUGAUUCAAGAACGUGCAUCAGAUAUUAGGAGAAAUAAUUAUUCAAAAAAGAAAGCAAAAAAGUGGACGAUCUACAUAACUAAUCGUAACAGUGAAUCAACUUAUAAUUUAAUACAUCAUUUAACUGAUUUAAAAGUAUACCUUCACAGUCCAACUUCUCAAGGAGUGGAAAAAGCAGAUUAUGAUGAAAAUCAAGUAUUAAUUUUAAGUCCAAAAUUUUUUUUAAAUGAGUUAGAAGGCAAUAGAAUAAAUUUUUGCCAUGUAAAUGUAUUAAUAGCCGAAGACUGUCACGAUUUGGAAAAUCAAAACGUCCUUUUUCAAAUAUUCGAUAAAUUUUAUUCCAAAUGCCCAGAAAACUCUAAACCUAAAAUUUUAUGCUUAGCAGGGCCAUUACAUAGUGCGGGCUGCCUUCCUACUGAUUUGAAAGGAACUUUAGAUAUUUUUGAGAAAAAAUUACAUUGUGAAGCAGAGACGGCAAGUGAUAUAGUUACUGUAUUAAGAUAUUGCUCAAAACCAACAGAAAUUAUAUUAGAAUGUGCUCAACCUCCUCAAAAUGAACUUAUUGCAAUUUUAAAAGAAAUCAUUUUUACUAAGCAAGAAUUUUUAAAAGAUCACCGCUACGACCCAUCUGAAAUAUACAGUGAUGAGUUUUUAGAGGAAUUGCAAGGUAUACCAGAUCCUAAAAACGAACCUAAUAAGUUUUUGAACAUAUACUUGGAUGUACUUAACGAAAUGGGGCCUUGGUGUGCCGAUCGCGUUGCACUUAAUUUUUUAUCACAAAUAGAAAAACAAAAAGUAAAAACACCGUAUGAAAGGCAUUUUUUACUUUUGUGUUUGGUUUCAACGACACUAGUUGAGAUUCGAUCAUACUGUGAUUAUGUUUUCCAUAAAUUACCUAAAGAAAAGGAUCGCAUUGAAAAAUAUUCGAGUCCAAAAGUAUUACGCUUACUUGAAAUUUUAAGAUGUUUUAAACCCGAAACUCAAAAAACGGAAAAUAAAGAACUAGAAAAAAUUAUAAACGAUAUAGAUAAAUUAGAUUUCAAAAAGCUAACAAAUGUUUUAGAAAGCACUUCACAAAUGCUGGAAAGAAAUGAAAGUCGGGAAUUACGGAAUGUCAUGGAAAAUUUGGAAAAUAUAGUACAAGAUGCACAAUUGCAAUAUUCUACUUCUAAGGAAAUAAAUAUAACAAAAUCAGAAAACGUUAAUAUUUCUAAUCAUAAAAUCGUGUAUAAUGAUAGAAGUCGAAAAAAUACCAAUAAUAGAAACAAGCGCAAGUUUAAUCCUAAUAUUAAUGCAAAUGGCAUUGGUACAGAAAGCAAUUCAAGUUAUUAUCGACACAAAAAUCGAGAUAACUCAAGUGAUCCUGAUGCCUUGUGUGGAAUUGUGUUUUGCAAUAGUAAAAAUACAGCUAAAGUUUUAUUUGAUUUACUAUGUGAAAUGUCGAAACAUGAUUCUGACUUAGGAUUUCUUUGCGUGCAGUAUACAGUCGACAGGGUUGCUGAUCCCAUUACAGAGCCAAAGGAAGCUGAAUUAGAACAUAGGCGACAAGAAGAAGUCUUAAAAAGAUUUAGAAUGCAUGACUGCAAUUUGUUAAUAGGAACAUCCGUUCUAGAAGAAGGAAUCGAUCUUCCAAAAUGCAAUUUAGUGAUAAGAUGGGAUCCACCAACGACAUAUCGAAGUUAUGUACAGUGCAAAGGACGUGCUCGUGCUAGUCAAGCAUGUCAUAUAAUGCUAGUGUGUCCCAAUUCAAAUCAAAUCUCUGCAAAAAACAGCGAAAGGGAAUAUGAUCCUAAGCGUGAAACACUAUCACCUUAUUGCCAUAAAUUAAUAUGCGCAAAUGAAAACAGAAAUAAAGAAAGAAAAAAUGAAAUGGAAAACAUUUCGUCAGAUCAUCAGGAAACAAACAAAAAACACAGAAUAGAGGUAAAUAAUCAGAAAACUUUAGCUUUAAAACCAAUAUCAAAUGGCACAAAAGAAGUUGAAAAAAUUGAAGUAAUUACAAUAGAGUCUGGCCACAUCUUGGAACAAACCAAUCAAAAUAAUUAUUCCAAUGAAAACAAUGUUUACAUAGAAAACAACAAUGAUAUUGUAGGAGAAGAGGAAAGUUCGGAUUUAGAAUAUAGUUCAAGCUCUUCUACAACAAACAGAAUUUCAUACACAAAAUUUGACAAAAACGAGAAAAAAUCAAAAAAAAAUAAAAAACAUGGUUUUGACAACCUCAACCAAAUUAACAUAAUAUCUUUGGAUGAAGCGUUUGAUGAAAUUUCAAAUCAAAUCCAAAAUAACCACUUAGAAGCUUCUUCAAAAGACGAUAAUAGUGAUAUCGAAGACUUAAAUAAUGUGAAAGCAGAUAAAGAAGACCAAAAUUUGAAAAAUGGUGAAAGUAAAAUACAUCAUUCUGACGAAUUUCAAAAAUUCAAUUUGAAAGAGAAUACAUGUUCAAAGCUUGAUGAAUCUGGAACAUUAAAACAAUUUAACGAACAAAAAGUUCAUAAAUGUUUGGUUGAAAAUGUAGAAAGCGCAUCAAAUCAUUUAACGGAAACUAACACAAUUAACAUAGAAAAUUCGAUAAACUUUGUUAUAGAUCGUUUGGCAGAAUAUCGAGAAAUAGAAAAGAUUUUGUUGCAAAAAUGUGCCAACAGUGAGCCCUCAAUGGAACAUCAUUUCGAAGCAGAAAGAUUUUCUUCUUGCGUUGAACCAUAUAAACCGUUAUCGGAACUCUUAACAGGAGCUUCAGUCGAUAUGAGUUCUGCUAUAGCAUUAGUCAAUAAAUACUGCGCCAAACUGCCAAGCGAUACAUUUACAAAAUUAACACCGUUAUGGCGUAAAUCAAAAACUACUCGUAAGAGCCACGAACUUUUUCAAUAUACAAUUCGACUUCCAAUAAAUUCACCUCUUAAAUUUGAUAUCGUGGGCCUUCCAAUGCCAAGUGAUAUACUUGCACGACGCUUAGCUGCACUUUUAACUUGCAGAGAAUUGCAUAAAAAUGGAGAGUUGGAUGACAAUCUUCAACCAAUUGGAAAGGAAGGUUUUCAUGCUUCAGAACCUGACUGGGAAAAUUUUGAGCUUGAAGAGAACGAUGAGCAAAUUGUUCAAGAAAAUUCUGAACCACGACCAGGUACAACUAAACGGCGACAAUAUUAUUACAAAAGGAUAGCAAACGAAUUUUCGGAUUGUCGCCCAAUACCUGGUGAACCAGCUUAUUUAUAUUUCAUAGAUCUUACAUUACAAUGUCCAAUUCCUGAAGAACAGAACACUCGUGGCCGUAAAAUUUAUCCGCCAGAAGAUGCACAACAGGGUUUUGGCAUUCUAACUUUAAAACAGAUUCCAAAAGUAAGUUCUUUUCCAAUAUUUACACGUUCGGGCGAAGUAAAGGUGUCGUUAAAGCUUUGCAAAGAACAAAUAGUUUUAUCAGAAGAGCAAGUAAAAAAAAUCAAUGUUUUUUUGAAUUAUACUUUUACAAAUGUUCUGAGGCUUCAAAAAUUUUUAAUGUUAUUUGAUCCCGAUGCAACUGAAAAUAGUAUUUUUAUUGUGCCAACUAUAAAAUGCAAAUCUUCCGCGCAAGGUAUCGUUAUUGACUGGAAUUUUUUGGAGGUAAUAUGCAAAAAUUGUGAUAAGAUGCCGACACCUGUUCCAGAGCCUGAUCGCAAAGGCAGAGACUUUGAUGCAAAUCGAUUUAAAGACGCCGUCGUGAUGCCGUGGUACCGUAACCAGGAUCAACCGCAAUAUUUUUAUGUUGCUGAAAUUUGCUAUCAUUUAUCACCAGAAAGCUGCUUCCCAGGACAAAAUUAUAAAACAUUUCAGGAAUACUAUUUCCUCAAAUACAACAUAAAUAUACAAAACACGAAACAACCUCUAUUAGAUGUUGACCAUACAAGUGCCAGGUUAAAUUUUUUAACGCCUAGAUACGUUAACCGAAAAGGAGUCGCUUUACCAACAAGCUCUGAAGAGACAAAAAGAGCAAAAAGAGAAAAUUUGGAACAGAAACAAAUUUUAGUACCGGAAUUGUGCACAAUUCAUCCUUUUCCCGCUUCACUAUGGAGAGCUGCGGUUUGUUUGCCUUGUAUAUUAUACCGAAUCAAUGGUUUGCUUUUAGCUGAUGAAAUUCGGAAAAAAGUAUGUAAAGAUUUAGGGUUAGGCAGAAAAGAAAUUUUUGACGAAAAUUUCGAAUGGCCUAUGUUGGACUUUGGGUGGAGUUUAGCAGAAGUAUUGAAAAAAAGUAGAAAGCUAAUUACAGAAGAUGAUAUAAAAAAGCAGGAAGAACAAGAAAAUGAUAUUUUAAAAGAAAAUUUUGAGGAACCUGCAAAGCCUACACAUAAUGAAAGUGCAAAAGAGAAAGAAGAAAAAGUUACAAAGUCAGUGAACGAUAUUUUAGAAGAAGCUGAUGAAAAAAUGAAAGCUGAUAAUUUUGUAGAAAUCGGAACAUGGUCCAAUGACAUGGCCAACAACAUUGAAAGUGAUGCUGAUUUAGAAGAUGAUUGGGGUCUCUUACCAUCAAAUAUUAAUUUAUGUUCCACCAAGAACACAAAUAUUCGUUAUGGUUCUCCAACGAGCUGGGUGUUUCUCGGCGAAAAUAAUCAAAGAGAUAGACAUUUUUCAGAUUCCGAUGUAUCUUAUCAGUCGGACGACGAAUUUGACAUGCGUUCUUUAAUAAGUUAUUCCAAUGGUUGUAACAAUGAUAUUGAAGAUGAAGAUGAGAGUAAUGAGGCUGGGUUACGCAUAGAAUUCAAAUCUAAUAAUGUUGCUGAAGCCAUUGAAACAGAAGAACAAAUUUUAAAACGGCAGAAGCAAUUGGCAAUUAUUCAAGAAACAAGUGAAAACGAAAAAAAAUAUCAAUUGCAAAAAAAUCAGGAAAUAGGUUUUGAGCUUGAAUUAUGCCAAAAACAGAUUCUGUAUCAAUCAGAACAUUACUUAAAAACUUUUGAAGAUUUUCAAAACUCUAUAUUAAACUUCAAAAAUGAUAUAUGCUCGUCAGGGGUAUUAAAACGCCAUGAUGAAAAAUUUUCACUACCAAAAAAAGAAGUAUUAAAAGUUAGUAAUGUAGAAAAUGAUUUGAUAAAUGUUCAAAAAUUGGUUCCUUAUAUUUCUCUUAAAAAAUUGCAAAGUUAUAUGUCAGAAAAGUAUGGUGAUUUCCAAUAUUGCAAUGUACAACUGAAAAUUGAGGAUAUUGAAGAACUUAACCGAAUUCACUUGUUGGAAAAUCAAGGAGAACAGAAGGAGAAAUAUGAGGUUCUAGGUAUUGGAGAUUUAUUUGAUAAUUUUAAUGAUUUAAAUGCCAUUCAGUCUAACCAGGGUAAAUGUAAAAAUAUAUUAAUCGAUUUUGAAAGGAAUCCAAAUUCAAAUAUAUUUAAUAAGGAUGAACAAAAACAAUGUGAUCCUAUAAACGACAAUUUAAAUAUUGAAUUUAGCUUUGAUUAUCAACCUGAACUAGAUGGACAUCCAGGCCCUAGUCCUAGUGUAAUAUUGCAAGCUUUGACUAUGUCUAAUGCAAAUGAUGGAAUAAAUUUAGAACGCUUAGAAACUAUAGGGGAUUCUUUUCUCAAAUAUGCUAUUACAAGCUAUUUAUAUUGCACUUACGAAAAUGUUCAUGAAGGAAAAUUAAGUCAUUUGAGAUCAAAACAAGUUUCAAACUUGAACUUAUAUAGAUUAGGCAGAAGAAAAGUGUUAGGUGAAUGUAUGAUUGCAACAAAAUUCGAACCCCAUGAUAAUUGGUUACCCCCUUGUUAUUAUGUUCCUAAAGAAUUGGAGAAAGCUUUGAUAGAAGCUAAGAUCCCACCUUGUCAUUGGAACUUGGCUGAUUUACCAAAUAUUAAACAACUCAGCAGCGAAGAGAUCUGUGAGUUAGUGAGAAAAAAGGCUGAAGCUUUAGAUUUAUUAGAUGAUGAUACUGUUGAAGAAAUUAUAGCAUCUCCACUUGAUAAAAACAUUGAUGACACGAAUUUUACCUGCUUCAUUCCAUACAACCUUGUUACACAACAUUCCAUUCCAGAUAAGUCAAUUGCCGAUUGUGUUGAAGCUUUGAUUGGAGCUUAUUUAAUAGAAUGUGGACCACGCGGGGCACUGCUUUUCAUGGCAUGGCUUGGGAUAAGAGUUCUCCCUAUUGUAAAAAAAAAUAAUAAGCCCGGUGAGCUGCGUAAACCAGGUACAACUUUGCCUGAUGAAAAUAAUGAAAUUACUAUUUAUGGAGAAUGGAAUGCCCCAAAAUCACCCCUUUUAAAAUUUGCUCCUAAUCCUUUUGAACAACUUGAGCUUCUGUUGGAUGGUUUCAACCACUUUGAAGAUGAAAUUGGUUAUCAUUUUAGAGACCGCUCUUAUUUAUUGCAAGCUAUGACACACGCAAGUUAUUCACCCAAUAGAUUAACUGACUGUUAUCAACGAUUAGAGUUUUUGGGUGACGCUGUUUUAGACUAUUUAAUUACACGUCAUCUUUAUGAAGACCCGAGACAGCACUCCCCUGGCGCUCUGACAGAUUUAAGAUCAGCGUUAGUAAAUAAUACCAUUUUUGCAUCAUUAGCAGUUAGGCACGGUUUUCACAAAUAUUUUCGGCAUCUUUCCCCAGCAUUAAACGAAGUUAUUGAUCGUUUUGUUAGGAUUCAACAUGAAAAUGGACAUGUUAUUAGUGAAGAAUAUUAUUUGUUAUCAGAAGAGGAAUGUGACGACGCAGAAGAUGUUGAAGUGCCUAAAGCUUUAGGUGAUGUCUUUGAAUCUGUGGCAGGUGCAAUAUUUUUAGAUUCCAAUAUGUCAUUAGAUAUGGUGUGGAAAGUAUACAGUAAUAUGAUGAAACCUGAAAUCGAACAAUUCAGUAAUUCUGUUCCAAAAUCUCCAAUCAGAGAAUUGUUAGAAUUAGAACCAGAAACCGCUAAAUUUGGACGCCCAGAGAAAUUAGCUGAUGGCCGACGUGUACGUGUAACAGUUGAGGUUUUCGGUAAGGGAACAUUCCGAGGCAUUGGCAGAAAUUAUCGGAUUGCUAAAUGUACAGCUGCAAAGUGCGCUUUACGUCAAUUGAAAAAACAAGGUCUUAUAACAAAAAAACAUUAAUGAUGAAUCAUAUAUAAAUUUUUUGUAUGAUAGCAAAAGUAAUUAAAAUAUUACAAAACGCUUAAAACUGGGUAAAAUAGAUUGUUACAUACUUAUUUGUAUGUAAAUUAACAUUAGCUUAAUUUCUAUUAAAGUUAACUUAAUGGUUAAUUUUAAAAUUUGCAACAAUAAAUUAUAAGUUGCAAAUUAUAAAAUUAACCAUUUUUAAUUUUAUCUUUUAAUUAUGUAUGUAUGUAAAAGUUAAUUUUUUUAAACUUAGCUACUUUUUAUAUAAUUAUUUUGUAUAAAUCAAACAUUUUA
This is a messenger RNA of Condylostylus longicornis, 7572 nucleotides long. RefSeq names its product endoribonuclease Dcr-1 (gene Dcr-1). Lineage: Eukaryota; Metazoa; Arthropoda; Insecta; Diptera; Dolichopodidae. The record is from RefSeq and is a predicted model, not a curated record. Gene Ontology annotation, cellular component: RISC complex; nucleus; cytoplasm. The transcript has 11 exons. Gene Ontology annotation, molecular function: ribonuclease III activity; deoxyribonuclease I activity; RNA binding. Bases 91 to 7272 code for a protein of 2393 amino acids. Gene Ontology annotation, biological process: pre-miRNA processing; siRNA processing; apoptotic DNA fragmentation.